Molecule: messenger RNA, 601 nt
Organism: Pyrus x bretschneideri (Chinese white pear)
Lineage: Eukaryota; Viridiplantae; Streptophyta; Magnoliopsida; Rosales; Rosaceae
Exons: 4
Coding region: 123-521 (132 amino acids)
Source: RefSeq, a predicted model, not a curated record
ACUGUGAAGUAAUUGAGGCCCGGGUUCUUAACCGACCCGUUAGAUCGCCUUUGAUGGCCGAAGCCUGUAGAGAAGUUGCAGAAGCUUGAGCAACUGAGAGCGAGAAUAAAAUUAAAAAAAAAAUGGGGGGUGGUAGUAGAGGGAGCAAGAAAAUACUGGUGGGUUUGGUGCUGGUCAUGUUUCUAGGAAUCGCCGUCUACUUGCGGCUCUGGACCAUCGACUACUCCAUUUCUUCCGAUGAAUCCGAGCUCCUCAGGCGGCAGUUUGACCUUGCGAAUAGGGAAGCAAUGGAUGAAUCUGCUGAGUGGAGGCUGAAAUACGAUGAAGAAGCCGAAAAGGCUACCAAGUGUAUGAAUCAACUCAAACAGAUAACGGGAUCAUUUGGGGAGGGUGAUGGAAAUGCCGCUACUGUCAACCAGAAAUUGUGGAAACUACAAAAGGAAAAUAUGGCCUUAGUCGAACGGAUGAAAGCCUUGAAACAGGAGCUUGAGGCUGAGAAGCUGAAGUGCAGCGUUCAAUAGGUUAUUAUAUCAUCAAGGGUCAAAUGAUUCAAAAUAAUCAAAGUCACCGCAUUUUUCAUUUUGUCCAAUUCAUGUACUCU